ACACCGAUUACGCAUCUAUCUGUCAUACGUUUCAACACAACCGCUGCGACGACUGGUGCUGUUGUUCUGUCGCGCUGUUUAAGUUACUAAAUAAAAGUGAACAGGAACGGUUUAGUGGCCGGAGCCGUGCUGCACAGUUGACACAACUUUUACAGAUUGUAACGCUAUACAUAGUACCCACAAGAUGGCAAUGGCACUGUCCCAGUUUAUGAAGUUGGCCGUCCGUCCGGCAUGCCGUGCGCUGUCCUCGAAGGGUGCCCCCGAGCUAGACAUCUCCCCGACCGGACCGUCCUUUGCGCUGAGCGACGAACAGCGCGAAAUUGUCGAUCUGACGAAGAAGUUUGUCCGGGAGGAGAUCAUUCCGGUGGCGGCGCAUCAUGACAAGACCGGCGAAUACCCGUGGGCCAUUAUCAAGAAGGCGUGGGAGCUUGGGCUAACCAACAGCCACAUCCCGGCCGAAAUUGGCGGAACGGAAAUGUCUAUCGUGACGAGCUGCCUGGUUGCGGAACAGUUUGCGUACGGUUGUACCGGCAUCAUGACCGCAAUCGAGGCUAGCGGUUUGGGGCAAACACCCGUCAUCAUUGCCGGCAACAAGGAGCAGCAGAAAAAAUACCUCGGACGUCUGCUGGAGGAACCGCUGGUCGCCGCCUACUGCGUAACGGAACCGGGUGCCGGAUCGGACGUGAAUGGCGUUAAAACGCGUGCCGAAAAGAAGGGCGACGAGUACAUCCUGAACGGACAGAAGAUGUGGAUCACGAACGGUGGCGUCGCGAACUGGUAUUUCGUGCUGGCCCGUACCAAUCCCGACCCCAAAUGCCCGGCCUCGAAAGCUUUCACCGGAUUCAUUGUCGAACGGGACACACCUGGACUGACGCCGGGCCGCAAAGAGCAGAACAUGGGCCAGCGUGCAUCGGAUACGCGUGGCAUCACGUUCGAGGAUGUGCGCGUACCGAAGGAGAACGUGCUCGUAGGGGAAGGAGCCGGUUUUAAGAUUGCGAUGGGAACGUUCGACAAGACGCGCCCUCCAGUGGCGGCCGGUGCCGUCGGUUUGGCCCAGCGUUGCCUGGACGAGGCGCUCAAGUAUGCGCUCGAGCGCAAAACGUUCGGUGUGCCGAUUGCUGCCCAUCAGGCCGUCUCCUUCAUGCUGGCCGAUAUGGCGAUCGGCGUCGAGACGGCACGACUCAUCACGAUGAAGUCCGCCUGGGAGGUCGAUCAGGGACGCCGGAAUAGUUAUUACGCGUCGAUUGCGAAGUGCUAUGCGUCGGAUAUUGCGAACAAGAUCGCAACCGACGCGGUACAGGUGUUCGGUGGCAAUGGGUUCAACAGCGAGUACCCGGUCGAGAAGCUGAUGCGCGAUGCGAAGAUUUACCAGAUCUACGAAGGUACGUCGCAGAUCCAGCGGUUGAUCAUUUCGCGCAACAUGAUUGAAGCUGCCAAGCAGCAGGCGUAAGGCCAGGGUGGAGGACGGUUCGUAUAACUUACCUUUGUUAACCCGUGUGCUACUCCCGUGGGGCUCGACCGAUAAUCCGUUCUGUCGUAACAAGUACGUGCAUUAUUUGUUUUAUUUUUAUCGUUUUGUUUCCGUUUUCCGCCGUAAAACAUUAUACAAUACAUCACUGCAAAAGUUUUGCCAACAUAUAGACUGGGUGUAAUAAAAUUUAUAUUUUCUUAAGAAAAAAGU
This is a messenger RNA of Anopheles stephensi (Asian malaria mosquito), 1681 nucleotides long. Its product is annotated as probable medium-chain specific acyl-CoA dehydrogenase, mitochondrial. The transcript is spliced from 4 exons. Gene Ontology annotation, molecular function: medium-chain fatty acyl-CoA dehydrogenase activity; flavin adenine dinucleotide binding. Gene Ontology annotation, biological process: medium-chain fatty acid catabolic process; fatty acid beta-oxidation. Lineage: Eukaryota; Metazoa; Arthropoda; Insecta; Diptera; Culicidae. The record is from RefSeq and is a predicted model, not a curated record. Gene Ontology annotation, cellular component: mitochondrion. The coding region runs from base 185 to 1450 and encodes 421 amino acids.